CCCGGCGCCCCGGCCCGGCUGACCUUCGUCCCUGUGGAUUGGCCUGACGUGCGCGGCCCCGAGUUCUCGGUCCGGGUUGGGGGCCCCGGGCGAGGUCGUGGCCUGAGCGCGCUGUCCGCCCCGCGUCCCUCCUAACGUGAGGGCCCCCGUUUGGGCGCAAUGGGUCCUCACCUGCACCGGUGCCGUAGGCACUGCGCCAGGGGACCGAGAGGCGCUCUCAUUCCCGCGGUCACGCAGCUGCUCAGGUGGAGCACAGUGAGGGGCGCGGUCCAUCUGUCACCUCCCUCGGGGCGCUGUGGGUCUCGAUGACUGGAGCAAUGGUACCCCAUCUGGUGUCCAGGUGGCCUGCGUGGCUCUUCUGGUGGCGGGUGGCCUGCACUCCUGGAGCCUCCUUGCAGCAUAGGACGUGGGUGGAGGUGUCCAGGCGCCCCAUGUGGGGCAGCCCUUGGAGGGUCGUGGGCACCGGCUCCCUGGUUCGCAGAGGCAGCUCCUCUACGUCCUCCCGUGCCCCCGAAGUGGUGCUGACCCACGAGCGCUACCCUGUGCAGCGGCUGCCCUUCUCCGUGGUGUCCGAGGAAGACCGGGCUGCCUUUGAGCGCAUGGUCCCUGGCAGGGUCAUCAUGGACCCCGAGGAGCUGGAGGCUUCCAACGUGGACUGGCUGAGAUCCAUGCGAGGCUGUAGCAAGGUGCUGCUGAGGCCCCGGACGUCCGAGGAGGUGUCUCACAUCCUCAGGUACUGCCACGAGAGGAACCUGGCUGUGAACACGCAGGGGGGCAACACGGGCAUGGUGGGCGGCAGCGUCCCUGUCUUUGAUGAGAUCAUCUUGUCCACCGCCCUCAUGAACCAGGUCAUCAGCUUCCACGACAUGUCCGGGACCCUGGUCUGCCAGGCGGGGUGUGUCCUGGAGGAGCUGAGCCGGCACGUGGAGGAGCGGGGCUUCGUCAUGCCCCUGGACUUAGGGGCAAAGGGCACCUGCCACAUUGGGGGGAACCUGGCGACGAACGCGGGCGGCCUGCGGUUUCUGAGAUACGGCUCGCUGCGUGGGACAGUGCUGGGCCUGGAAGCGGUGCUGGCCGACGGCACCGUCCUGAACUGCCUCAUGUCCCUGCGGAAGGACAACACGGGUUACGACCUGAAGCAGCUGUUCAUCGGAUCAGAGGGCACCCUGGGGGUCAUCACCGCCGUGUCCAUCCUGUGUCCGCCCAAGCCCAGGGCCGUGAACGUAGCCUUCCUCGGCUGUCCGGGCUUUGCUGAGGUCCUGCAGACUUUCCACACCUGCAGGGGCAUGCUGGGCGAGAUCCUGUCCGCGUUCGAGUUCAUGGACGCCACCUGCAUGCAACUGGUGGGGCGCCACCUCCAUCUCGCCAGCCCGGUGCAAGAAAGUCCCUUCUACGUCCUGGUCGAGACCUCGGGUUCCAGAGCUGAGCACGAUGCCGAGAAACUGAGCGGCUUCCUGGAGCAGCUGCUGGGCUCCGGCCUGGUGACCGACGGGACCCUGGCCACCGACCAGCGGAAAAUCAAGGCGCUGUGGGCCCUGAGGGAGAGGAUCACGGAAGCGCUGAGCCGAGACGGCUACGUGUACAAGUAUGACAUCUCUCUGCCUGUGGAGAGGCUCUACGACCUCGUGCCCGACCUGCGCGCCCGCCUCGGCCCGCGGGCCAAGCACGUGGUGGGCUACGGCCACCUAGGUGAUGGCAACCUGCACCUGAACGUGACGGCAGAGGCCUUCAGCGCGGCGCUGCUGGGCGAGCUGGAGCCCUACGUGUACGAGUGGACGGCAGGGCAGCGAGGUAGCGUCAGCGCCGAGCACGGCGUGGGCUUCAAGAAGAGGGACGUCCUCGGCUACAGCAAGCCCCCUGAGGCCCUGCACCUCAUGCGGCAGCUCAAGACCCUUCUGGACCCCAAGGGCAUCCUGAACCCCUACAAGACGCUGCCCGCCCAGGCUUGAGGGGGCCGGGGUCAGCGGACGAGGCAGGUGUGGCCUCUGGGCCCGGGUUGGGCGUUGGGUUGGGCUCAGGGCUUCUGAGCGGUGGGGCCCCCCCACGCAGUCCCCUGUGGGCCGGGCUCCCCGUGGUGAGCAGAGAAGAGAGCGCUCACUGCCCAGCAUUGCUCCGUCCACUCCAUCUGGCCUCUUGGUGGGCACGCCUCAGGGUCCCUCCGCAGGUGGGGAGCCGAGCCUCCUCUGGCACGUCCUGGACAGGCCGGGGGGCGAGCAUUUCUGCCCACUCAGAAGUAGACCAGAUCGCACCUGCCCUGCCUGUGGCCCCCUGGGUGGGCACGGUGGUCCUGCUGCUGGCCCUGGGCAGAGGACCGCAGCUGCCAACUCCAGGUGGACGGCCCAGCGCACUGGUCCCUUCCUGGGCGCUGACCGGCAGAGCCUGCCUCGGGCUUGUUCUGGGUGACUCGGAGUGACAGGAGCGUGCCGCGCCCCGUUUUCCUGGAGGCCCACGUUGGCAGGACAGCCGUCGGAGCGUGGCGCUUGUUGCGUCCACGGGCCUGGCUUUCUGGUUCUGCUGCAGCAGCAUCAGCAGGACCGCAGUGAAACCCUGCCAGGCUCCCUGCCUGCGGCCCUCCGGUGUCCCCGCACCUCCGACGACCCUGACUCCGGCCAUGCCUGUUGGCCUCUGGCCCUGGGGACAGUCGGGAGGUGGGACACGUGUUCUCUCUGGCUGUCAUGAACUUCCAGUAAAAAUGUAAAUUAGGAUCCUCUCCUCGCUUCUGUUGCUAGAAAAAUAAUUUCGUAAAAGCCCACGGUGACAUUUGUGUGUCCUGUUCCCUAGGGGCCCAAACGUCAGGGCUGAGAGAGUGACCUGGACCCGGCUGCCUGCGGGUGGUCGUCCCCCUCCCUAGACCCCGGCCCUUUCUCCACCGUGGGACUUGGAGCCCUUUCCCAUCAGGCCCAGGAGGCCUUGUCCCACCUGAGUUUUCCAAGUUGUCAGAGGUGGAUCAGUUCACGUCUGUGAUGACUUUCAGUAAUAGCUUUAUGACUAAGCAAGUUUAUUUUGAAGAAUUAAAGUGACACGUGAAAUUUUAAAA
Molecule: messenger RNA, 3037 nt
Organism: Pteropus alecto (black flying fox)
Lineage: Eukaryota; Metazoa; Chordata; Mammalia; Chiroptera; Pteropodidae
Gene: D2HGDH
Product: D-2-hydroxyglutarate dehydrogenase
Exons: 10
Coding region: 306-1949 (547 amino acids)
Cellular component (GO): mitochondrion
Molecular function (GO): FAD binding; catalytic activity
Source: RefSeq, a predicted model, not a curated record